This is a messenger RNA of Elgaria multicarinata webbii, 948 nucleotides long. RefSeq names its product olfactory receptor 4Q3-like. Gene Ontology annotation, molecular function: olfactory receptor activity; G protein-coupled receptor activity. Gene Ontology annotation, biological process: G protein-coupled receptor signaling pathway. Lineage: Eukaryota; Metazoa; Chordata; Lepidosauria; Squamata; Anguidae. The coding region runs from base 1 to 948 and encodes 315 amino acids. Gene Ontology annotation, cellular component: plasma membrane. The record is from RefSeq and is a predicted model, not a curated record. The transcript has a single exon.
AUGAAUAUCUCCAGUGUCACAGAGUUCAUCUUCCUGGGUCUUUCUCACUCCCGCCCUGUCCAGCUCCUUCUGUUUGUCCUGUUCUUGGCCUGCUACACUGUAAUCUUAUUGGGAAACCUUCUCAUUGUGGUGACUGUGCAUGCAGAGGCCUGCCUCCUCCAGUCUCCCAUGUACUUUUUCCUGGUGAACUUAUCCAUCAUCGAUACUGCCUUGGGUUCUGUGGCUGUCCCCAAGAUGGUGGCGGACUUGGUGACCUGUGGCAGGACCAUAUCGUUUGGUGGCUGUAUGGCGCAGAUCUUCUUCCUUCACUUCCUUGGGGGUUCGGAGUUUUUUGUCCUCACUCUCAUGGCCUAUGAUCGCUAUGUGGCCAUCUGUCACCCACUGACAUACACCAUCACAAUGAACCGGCAACGUUGCAUCAGGCUCCUCACAUUCUGUUGGGUUGGAGGCUUCAUCCACUCUGCCACCCAGAUGAUCCUGGUCCUUCAACUCCCAUUUUGUGGGCCAAAUGAGCUGGACAGUUUCUACUGUGACGUCCCACAGGUGAUCAAGUUGGCUUGCAAGGAUAUCUACAUCACUGAGAUGCUCAUGGUGGCCAACAGUGGCUUGCUGUCUCUGGUUUGCUUCCUCGUCUUGCUAGUCUCCUAUGGUGUUAUCCUGGUCACACUUCAAGGCCACUUUAGGGAGAGUGGAAGGAAGGCUCUGUCCACUUGUAGCUCUCACUUGACAGUGGUCAGCUUCAUUUUUGUGCCCUGCCUCUUUGUGUAUCUUCUACCCAUUUCCAUCUCCAGUAUGGACAAAAUAGCUUCCAUAUUCUACACAGUACUCACCCCUGCUCUCAAUCCUCUUGUAUAUACUCUGAGGAAUCGGGAAAUGAAGGAGGCUAUGGGACGGUUGAAGAAUAAGUGCAUUUUCUCCCAUUCUUCUGUGAAGGGAGAAAAAGUAUGA